CAGCUUCCCUCCUUAAGGUGGCUGGGCAUGGGCAGCCCAGGCUGCUCGUACAGCUGCAGACACUGCUGAAAUAAUUCGAUCAAACACUGUUAAAGAAGUCUGCAAGUUCGCUCUCAGUCCUUACAGAUACCCAAUAUAAGAUUCAGGGGCUUCUCCUAAUUUCCUUUGCUGCCUGAAUUGCAGUGGAGAGAAGUUGGGAGGAGUUUUGCUGGCACAGGCAGGAAAUGGUUAAGAGCCCUUCAUAUCACCUGGGAAAGCGAUUCUUUGAUUUUUCAGAGGGCGCUAACAUGCUGCAGUUCAUGGGGAACAAAGGGAAGGAGAUCAACUAUAAAAGUUGUUCUUGGAUUUUAUUUUCCGUGGCAGAACGUGCGAGGGCUGGACACUGAUGUCUGCUGAAAAAUAAGGGAUUUUGGAUUAAAAAGAUUUUUUUUUUCUUCUUAUCUUCGUUCGGAAAAUGAUCUGUGAAGUAACUCUGAUUUCAACCGGUGACUUUAGAUAACUUCUUUUUGACUGAGAGUGAAAACAGAUGUUUGACUGUCCAAAGCGUGAUCGGAUGGCAACACCUCAGGCACAGUCACUGGGAGCAAGCCCUGUGUGAAGGGAAAUCUUUACAUCCUGUGGAGAGCACUGUGAGCCAUCCAUUUACCUUGGAAAUGCCAAACUGAAAGUGAAUAGUACUCUCACUCUUGGCAAGGUUAAUUACAGCUUGCUCAUUGAGAUUAUUUUCUAGGCCUUGGUGCUCUGCUUUGGAUUCUCUCCAGUCAUCCCAUCAUCUAUCUUGAAGUGUGUUGCCUCAAACUGGACACAAGACUUCAGCAGAAGCUUUACCAGCCCCAACUGGAGGGAGAGAACACCUCAACUGGUCUCAGUGGUGUCAGAAAGAUGAAUUUUCUCCUGAGCUUCUUUUCCCCACUCUGAGUUGCCACAAGUACUUGUUCAAGUCUGGCUGAUGUCCAUGUGAUUUGGCACCUGAUUUAUCUGUUCUCUGUCUCAGCUUCCUUACAAGUCAAAAAGAAAAACUUCUGUAUAUAUUUUACCUCCUAUUUAGCCAUCUGAAAUUCUUGGAUGAGGGGCACAUGUAAAGUGUGGCUGUCCUCAUAAACUGAAAAAUAUGUCUAUCCGAGGCCUGAAGAAGAAACAACCAAAGACAUUUAAAGUCAAAAUUAUAACAGUGGAUGCUGAAAUGGAAUUCAGCUGUGAGAUGAAGUGGAAGGGAAAGGACUUGUUUGACUUGGUGUGCCGAGCACUUGGUUUAAGGGAGACCUGGUUCUUUGGUUUGCAGUAUACAAUGAAGGGAAUGUGCACCUGGUUAAAGAUGGACAAAAAGCAGGUUUUAGAUCAAGAAAUCCCCAAAGAAGAUCCCAUUAGCUUUCAUUUUUUGGCUAAAUUCUACCCCGAGAAGGUAGAAGAGGAACUGUUACAGGAAAUUACCCAGCAUUUAUUCUUCCUUCAGGUUAAGAAACAGAUACUGGAUGAAGAAAUCUAUUGCUCUCCAGAGGCAACAGUUUUACUGGCUUCUUAUGCUGUUCAGGCCAAGUAUGGUGACUACGACCCAAACUUUCAUGAGCCAGGCUUUCUAGCCCAUGAUGAACUUUUACCCAAACGGGUCCUCAGGCAGUAUCAAUUGACAGCAGAGAUGUGGGAAGAAAAGAUUACUGCUUGGUAUGCUGAGCACAGGGGUAUUGCUAGGGAUGAAGCUGAGAUGAACUACCUGAAAAUUGCCCAAGACUUGGAAAUGUAUGGUGUCAAUUAUUUUCCCAUUGCUCAAAAUAAAAACCAUACAGAUCUCCUACUUGGAGUUGAUGCCAAAGGUAUUCAUAUCUACAGCAUUAAUAACAGGUUCUCUCCAAAUAAGUCAUUUGAGUGGAGUGCUAUCAGAAACAUUUCCUAUAGUGAGAAGGAGUUAACUAUUAAACCUCUUGACAAAAAAGCAGAAGUCUUCAAGUUUUUUUCCUCUCAGCUAAAAGUAAACAAAUUGAUUUUGCAGUUGUGCAUUGGAAACCACGACCUGUUUAUGAGGAGAAGAAAAGUGGACUCAAUAGAAAUCCAGCAAAUGAAAGCACAAGCUAGGGAAGAAAAGGCUAGAAAAAAGAUGGAGAAUCAAAGGCUGGCCAGGGAGAAGCAGCUCCGAGAAGAAGCUGAGCGAGCCAAAGAAGAGCUGGAAAGGCGUCUCUUCCAGCUGGAAGAUGAAGCCAGGCAGGCCAAUGAGGCCCUGCUCCGAUCCCAGGAAGCGGCAGAGCUGCUGGCAGAGAAAGCUCAGAUUGCGGAAGAAGAAGCAAAACUGCUGGCCCAGAAUGCUGCAGAAGCAGAGCAAGAGCGACAGAGGCUGGAGAUAACAGCUCUGAAAACCAAGGAGGAGAAACGCCUGAUGGAGCAAAAGAUGAGGGAGGCAGAGCUGAUAGCAGUGAAGCUGGUGAAGGAGUCUGACCGGAGAGCCAAGGAAGCAGAGCAUCUGAAACAAGAUCUGCAUGAAGCCAGGGAGGCUGAACGGAAAGCCAAGCAGAAGCUAUUAGACAUAACCAGGCUUAAUUACCCUCACAUGGUCAAGUACCCGCAAUAUUUGCCAACGGACACUAGAGAUGCCAACUUUGACAAAGGGUCCAUCAAGCUGGAUUUGAAGGACGUUGACCUGAAGAGACUCUCCUUUGAGAUAGAGCGAGAGAGGCUAGAUUACUUAGAAAAGAGCAAGAAAUUUGAAGAUCGACUGAAAGAACUCAAGUCUGAAAUUCAUGCUUUGAAGCUAGAAGAAAAACAGUCUGGGCUUUACUCUCAUUGGACUGAAGUCCUGGGAUCCUUGGAUCGCUCCUUAGGAAAUACCCCGUCAUGGAUGAAAACCUUCGAAACUGGAGAUUCGCUGGAUAUAAAUCUUCAAAGACCUUUCCCUGCUUACUCAUUAAAUACUACAAGCAGCUGGCCUUGUACCAACAAAAUUCAGCAUGCAGUGCCAGUGGAAAAGUCAUCUUUUCAAACAAAUUCCUUGGUUGCCAAUAGUGUAGGCACAGGAUCCAGAAAACAGAUUAUAAAGGUUCAGCAGCAUGACUCGGAUGUGAUCUACAUUUGAAGAGUCUUGUUUCCUUACCAGACGGGUAGAACCUGAUUGCUGUCUGUUUGGCUGCUGCAAAAUGCACCUAUGGGAGGACAUUCGUGCAGCUCUGUCUCCUGACAGUCAUCGGCAUAAAGACUUGGUUCUAUCGUUAUUGGUGCCAUUCGGUUUCCAGGCAGACAACAUAAGCUGGGAGCAUUAAAACUGCCGGUGUAAAAUGGCUGGUGUCUUUGGGUCCAACGGUAAACAUACAAACCCAAAGGAGCAUUGUUUACUUUUUAUGCACUUUUGAAAAAACACUUUACACUUCAUUGAACCUUCCCCCUGGGUAUUUUUACACACUGACUUACCAGCUUGGUACUCUGUGUGUGUAGAAAGGAUGCCAGGCAGCGAGUGUCUGGGAGAUGUUUGGGAUGAGGAAAAAAUAAAUAAAUUGUACGUGACCUUAGUGUUUACCUCCACAAUAGACUAAUUCUGUUUUUGGUCCUGUCCAUAGGGCAUGACUCUCACAGAGCUGUUCAACGUUUUAGUGUUUGCCUGCCAAAUAUUUUCCUUUUCCUCCCAAAAUGUUUCUCUGUUCACUUAAUUGAUUUGCAUUUCUCUGUGAGAAAUCUCAGCUUGUAAUUCCAGAUGUAGAAUUGGACAUCUUCAAAUACCUCUCAUUCCUGGGGGAAUCCUUUAUUUGGAAUGCAAAGCUUCUGUUCUCUCUACAGUUUCUGACUAGAUCAAGCACUUUCUGUUGCUUGCCGCUCCAGCAAACUUUGCAUACAUUAACUUGUUUCCCAAUUCUCUGUAACACAGCUUCCAAAUUAGACAAAGACAAAAGAUGUUAUUGGUGUCUGCUAAAGUUGGACUUGCUUUUGAUGGAGAGGUGCGUGCAGCAAAAUGUCUGCCUCAUUAGUAAAAUCUACUUGCAUUUUCUAGUUUUGUGUGUGUUUAAGUGCCUGUUUGACCAAUAAAUCCUCAGUCUGAGGAUUUCUGGGGAAGCGGAGACAAUACGCAGCUGUAGCUAAAGUAGUAGCACAGUUGAGCAUGUGAAAUGUGAUGUAAAAAAUGGAUGUUAAUGUUAAAUAUCUAGUUCUAAAGGCUUAGAAUAAAAAAUACAUUCAAUAAAAAGCUUGAAUUUUCACUUGCUAGUAA
This is a messenger RNA of Anas platyrhynchos (mallard), 4183 nucleotides long. The record is from RefSeq and is a predicted model, not a curated record. NCBI's taxonomy places the organism in Eukaryota, Metazoa, Chordata, Aves, Anseriformes, Anatidae.